Lobosporangium transversale is the source of this 1846-nucleotide messenger RNA. RefSeq lists its product as hypothetical. The coding region runs from base 83 to 1651 and encodes 522 amino acids. Lineage: Eukaryota; Fungi; Mortierellomycota; Mortierellomycetes; Mortierellales; Mortierellaceae. Gene Ontology annotation, molecular function: protein binding. Gene Ontology annotation, biological process: SCF-dependent proteasomal ubiquitin-dependent protein catabolic process. The record is from RefSeq and is a predicted model, not a curated record. The transcript has a single exon. Gene Ontology annotation, cellular component: SCF ubiquitin ligase complex.
UGACAUCUCACACAAAAACCUUUCGAAUCACAACAGUUUCUUUCAAUACAUUCGCCUCAAUUCAUCACAAUCCCAUCGCGACAUGCAGCAACAUCCAUUGGACCUUCCUGAAGUAAUUCAAAACCUUGGGCAGUUUCUUCAGCACGAAGACCUUUUGUCUUGCCUUCGCGUCUCCAAGACUUUCCAUAGCGUCUUAAUCAAGUAUUUGUGGGAAGCCAUCGACGCUUGGGACCAUGAUAGGAAACGAAGCACUUAUCCAAGAGGCAAGACGCUUCAGAACCACAAAAAGUAUAUUAAAAGGCUCGUCUUUAUCGGAAACCCUCCCCGCGAAUACAUGUCAUUGCAAGGAUGCAGCGUUCUUCACACCAUAAGUGCAACAUUGCCAGAAAAGUGCACAUCCUCUCUCCUGACCAAGUUUUCUCGCUUGAUCAAGGCCCACAGUUCGACAAUGCGCCACGUGGAAUUUUGGAUUGAAGAUAGUCUUCAUAUUUCAAUUUCAGGACCAGAGCCUUGGAAAACACUUUUAGAGUGUCCUCGUAUCAGUUCUUUGUCAAUCGGUUGCAUGAAAUUCCGAAACGAUGAAGUUGAUCUAUUAUUUCAAGUUUGCACAAAACUUCAGAAACUGAACUUGGACUAUGGAUGCAUCUCUGAACUCCCAGAAUAUGUACAGGACGAAUCCAGUAACUUCGUUCUUCCGCAUCUUCGUUCCUUGACUCUUUGUAAUCGUUAUAAUCGUCAUGGAGAUGAGCGUCCAUUUUCAGGUGUAAUGUUACAUUUAUGGGGAAUAUUUGUCCGAAAGUGUCCGAGCUUGGAAAAACUUGAUUGUCUACACCCUAAACAUGGAAAGAUACUCAAAGUGGCGCUAUUGCAGAAUCCAUGGAUAUUUCCACAUUUGCGAGACUUGACUCUAAAUGACUCUGUAAGCGACGAGGAGUUGGCUGCUAUUCUCAGACAGAUGGCUCAAGUCAGAAACUUUAAAGUCCCAUCCUCCUAUUUCGGGCCGCUUGCUCUUCAUGAGCUAUUGGCUGACAGAGGAAGACAACUGGAUGUUCAUGAGAAUAGAGACAGGAUAACACGGACAGACCGACUAUGUGAUACAAUUGAGGAACUGCAAGCUGCAUCAGGCUGGGAUAAAACAGACGGUGUUGCUCAAGCAAUCUUGUCUAAUUGUCCACGUCUGCGGGUCCUGGCCGCAGCCAAAAUCACAGUGACGGAAAUUGUGCAGGGACCAAAAUGGGUCUGUUCAAGAAUUGAGAAAUUAUGUCUCUAUUUCCAAAUGGACCUUGACCCAGAAUCUGAAGAAGGGACGGAGAAGCAACGGAUGGUAUUUGGGCAGCUAGGAAAACUAACUGAGCUGCAAUACCUUGAUUUGACACACUACUGUAGGAUGCCAACGUUGGAUCUAAGGCUGGGAGCUGGACUAAAUGGGUUAGCAAAUCUGAAAAGGUUAACAACAGUGCGAUCCACAUCUGAUGAUUACCAGGCAAUGGGGCCUGAAGAGGCAAAGUGGAUUGUAGAAAACUGGCCUAAAUUCUUCUAUUUAGAUGUUGCGACGAAUAAGGAUCCGGAUAUUGCCGGUUCGAUAUCCCGCAUAUUUCGUCCGCAUAAUAUUUUUUGUAUGCAAUGGAAGAGUCUCGUUCCUACUGUAUAGAAAGUGUACUGGAUAUGUAGUUGAAACGACAGCCACGUCCAUGACCACACUCCAUCAUCAUCUCUUUGCUCCUCGAUAUCUUUUUUAAAGCUGCAUUUACGUCUUUAGAUUAAGCGUAGGAAUGCCUAAUUAUAUAAUAUCAUUGACUUAAUAGGAGGCCGUACAGAUUACAUUAUAACGUUUCGUUUGUUUGAC